Pedinophyceae sp. YPF-701 is the source of this 699-nucleotide messenger RNA. The record is from the annotation of a GenBank genome assembly. NCBI's taxonomy places the organism in Eukaryota, Viridiplantae, Chlorophyta, Pedinophyceae.
AUGGCGCUCAUGGGCGCGCAGGGCCUCCAGGGCUUUGCCAACGUGCACGACGGCGCCUCCGCGGCCAUCGCGCUCGGGUCCUUCGGCGCGGCGUACUUCAUGGCCGACCUCGCGACGGGCCUGUACCACUGGGGCGUGGACAACUACGGCAGCGCCGAGACGCCCGUGGUGGGGCGGCAGAUCGAGGCGUUCACGUCGCACCACAAGCACCCCUGGACGAUCGUGGAGCGCGAGUUCUGCAACAACGUCCACCUCGUGUUCAAGCCGAUGCUGCCGUUUGCGGCAGUGUUUGCCGCUUCGGCGCACUGGACGCCCGACUCGUGGAACAUCUGGGCGUCGACGUUCAUGUUCCUGUGCGCCAUGAGCCAGCAGUUCCACGCGUGGUCGCACAUGAAGGCCUCGGAGCUCCCCGCGCCGGUGCUGUGGGCGCAAGAGACGGGGCUGCUCGUGUCGCGCCGCGAGCACGGCCAGCACCACCGCGCGCCGUUCGAGGGCCACUACUGCAUCGUGUCAGGCUUCUGGAACAAGUACCUCGACAAGGGCGGCGCGCCGGACGGGUUCUUCCGCAACCUGGAGAAGGCCGUGUAUGACCGGACGGGCGUGGCGCCGCGGUGCUGGGACGAGCCGGACUUCGACACCCCGGACUACGACUACCGGCCAGGGCAGGCUGCGCCGGCGCAGGACGCCGCGAUGCAGUGA